Messenger RNA from Rhinichthys klamathensis goyatoka, 1501 nucleotides. RefSeq lists its product as uncharacterized. The transcript is spliced from 6 exons. Bases 24 to 1337 code for a protein of 437 amino acids. NCBI's taxonomy places the organism in Eukaryota, Metazoa, Chordata, Actinopteri, Cypriniformes, Leuciscidae. The record is from RefSeq and is a predicted model, not a curated record.
GUUUUGCAGUUCAGAAGAUCAACAUGCAUCGGAGAAUACCUGUGAAAGGCCAUCAUAAUCAGAUCUUCAACCCAAAUGAGAUGAAUACUAAUCCAAAAAGCACAAUUCGGCAAAAUACUGGUAGUGACCAAAUUCGCCGUCAUAAGUUGUCAUCCUCUCAGCUCAUUCACUUUCUGAGGAGUCAAAACCCAAAACAAGCGUCUGAACUGGCUUCAUCGGCUGAUGAAGUCGAAUAUAUGACAAACAUAACUGAGGCGUCAUCAAGGCUGAUGCAGCAACAAAACCUUAAUGCAAUGGCAUCUAUGGAUCAGAGAGUCGUGGCAGUGACCAGUGUGGAGAAUAAAGUCAUUUCUGAGGGGAAAGUUUCUGAACCCAUAUUUGCUGAGAAAAACAUCAGCGUUGAUUGUGUGGCCUAUCACUGGAUGAUUACCACAAAUAGUGAAUUGUGGGACACUGGGAAUAUUUUUUCAGACCCAAAUCACUCUACGGCAGAGCCAUUCCCAAAUGAAAUGGUCGAUUUCCGUUUCCAAGAUGACUGGAAAGUUGCUAACCUCUCCAGCCAAAGGUCCUGUCCCUCAGAAGAAGAGUCGUGCCCUAAAGGCUCCAACACACUGACUGAUGAACCUGAAGAUGAUGACGGUGUGCAUGUCCAAAUCCCAGAGUUUCAGAGUCGCAAAUUUGAGGAGAUCCCAGUUGUUAUCACUCGCGUUGUUCACCCAAACAAGUUCUUCAUCCAACACGAGGACACAAACCUUUGUGAACUGUCUGAAAUCAUGCUUAGGAAUAGCAGUAGAUCUUUUGCAGAGAUGAAUAGUGUCCCAGAUAUUGGGGCUUAUGUCAUGGCAUGGUUCCCCAAGCAGGAGGUCUGGUGCCGUGGCCAGGUCAUCAAAAUAUUUCAGUUGAGUAGAGACAUUAAGGUGGAGGUCAGGAGGAUUGACUAUGGAGACGACGUUUGCGUGUCUCUUCGGGAUAUAAAGGAAAUGAGUGGAGAAAUGGCAUCCAGACCCGUGCAAGCGCUGCAGGUCUCACUGGCAAAUGUGAGGCCAAUAUUUGGAGAAACCUGGUCUUUUGAAGCGAUCAGCUGGUUCAAAAGCAAAGUUCAGAACAAGACCCUUUAUGCCAGGAUUUACCCGGAAGGAGAAGUUGAGCUCUUCAUGGAGAAGGGAAAGAUUGGUGCCAUGAGGAGAGGUGAUUCCCUUUCUGAGAGACUUGCACAGAAUAGAUUUGCCAUUCACAGAUGUAACCAGCACAAGGGGUUAAAGAGAAGUGAUGUCCAAGAACGAGCCCGAAAACGGUCCUCCGAGUGGGAGAAGUAUCUGAUCUCCUGUUACCGUUAAAACAGGAAGUGAUGUUGUCUGUUCCGUCAUCCCCAAAGUUUGUGCUUUUAACGUUGAUGCGUUCUUCUCAACCUUAUACAUACUUUACAUUAUGCGCCUUUUACAAUGCAAAUUUAGUUGCAUGUGUUUUUACUUUCACUUAGUUUGUGUACAAUGGACAUUAG